Messenger RNA from Zootoca vivipara (common lizard), 956 nucleotides. NCBI's taxonomy places the organism in Eukaryota, Metazoa, Chordata, Lepidosauria, Squamata, Lacertidae. The record is from RefSeq and is a predicted model, not a curated record.
AGGUCUCCGGAACGCGACGGUUUGCUUUGGCUUGGUGGCGUGUGCUUUUCUUAUUUAUUUAUUUUUUUCUCUUUUUGCAUAUACUCACCCGAGGCGUUUGCACGCGCCGAAUUGCUCCGCGGGACUGAGCGUGGCGCAUCCCCAGGGCGACCCCUACUUCUUUCCCACGGCGGCUUGCUCAGAUCCCCACGCCGUCCCUUGCGCGCUUCUCCCGAUGCCUCUUUUGCUCGGCCUGACCGCCCGGUGAGCCUCCCUCCUUCCCUUCCGUCCCCCCGUCGAGGAUGGAUCAUUCCCAGUGGCUCGUGACUAUUUACGCCUUGGUAGUUCUCCUGGGGCUCCGUCUGGAGCGAGGCGCUUGCCAGCACUACCUGCACAUCCGCCCUGCGCCGAGCGACAACUUGCCCCUGGUGGAUCUAAUCGAGCACCCGGACCCUAUCUUCGACCCCAAGGAGAAGGACCUCAACGACACGCUCCUGCGCAACCUCCUGGGCACCCACUUCGACGCCAACUUCAUGGCGGUCUCCCUGGCCGACGAUCGCCUGGGAGGGGACGACCUGGCCGAGCUGGACCUGCUGCUGCGGCAGAGGCCGUCGGGGGCCAUGCCCAGCGAGAUCAAGAGCCUGGAGUUUUACGACGGUGGCCUGCAGGCCAGCAAGAAGCACCGGCUGAGCAAGAAGCUUCGCCGGAAGCUGCAGCUGUGGCUGUGGUCGCAGACCUUCUGCCCGGUCCUCUACACGUGGAACGACCUGGGCAGCCGCUUCUGGCCCCGCUACGUCAAAGUGGGCAGCUGCUUCAGCAAGAGGUCGUGCUCCGUCCCCGAAGGGAUGGUCUGCAAGCCGGCCAAGUCGGUGCAUCUGACCAUCUUGAGGUGGAGGUGCCAGCGCCGAGGCGGGCAGCGCUGCACGUGGAUCCCCAUUCAGUACCCCAUCAUCGCCGAGUGCAAAUGCUCCUGCUAG